Messenger RNA from Phacochoerus africanus (Common warthog), 5222 nucleotides. It is a transcript of the gene NCAM1, whose product is annotated as neural cell adhesion molecule 1. The transcript has 20 exons. Gene Ontology annotation, molecular function: protein binding. Bases 172 to 3549 code for a protein of 1125 amino acids. Gene Ontology annotation, cellular component: membrane. Lineage: Eukaryota; Metazoa; Chordata; Mammalia; Artiodactyla; Suidae. The record is from RefSeq and is a predicted model, not a curated record. Gene Ontology annotation, biological process: cell adhesion.
GUGAACGCAGCUCGGCAGAGGCUGGCAGGAAACAAUUCUGCAAAAAUAAUCAUACUCAGCCUGGCAAUUGUCUGCCCCUAGCUCUGUUGCUCUGCCGCCGUCCACACUCACGGCAAGGGGGGGCAGAGAAUUUACCGCGGCAAGAACAUCCCUCCCGGCCAGCAGAUUACAAUGCUGCAAACUAAGGAUCUCAUCUGGACUUUGUUUUUCCUGGGAACUGCAGUUUCUCUGCAGGUGGAUAUCGUUCCCAGCCAAGGGGAAAUCAGCGUUGGAGAGUCCAAAUUCUUCUUAUGCCAAGUGGCAGGAGAUGCCAAAGAUAAAGACAUCUCCUGGUUCUCCCCCAAUGGAGAAAAGCUCACCCCGAACCAGCAGCGGAUCUCCGUGGUGUGGAACGAUGACUCCUCCUCCACCCUCACCAUCUACAACGCCAACAUCGACGAUGCCGGCAUUUACAAGUGCGUGGUCACCGCGGAGGACGGCACCGAGUCAGAGGCCACGGUCAAUGUGAAGAUCUUCCAGAAGCUCAUGUUCAAGAAUGCGCCGACCCCGCAGGAGUUCAGGGAAGGGGAAGAUGCCGUGAUUGUGUGCGAUGUGGUCAGCUCCCUCCCCCCAACCAUCAUCUGGAAACACAAAGGCCGAGAUGUCAUCCUGAAAAAAGAUGUCCGAUUCAUCGUCCUGGCCAACAACUACCUCCAGAUCAAGGGCAUCAAGAAAACAGAUGAGGGCACUUACCGCUGUGAGGGCAGGAUCCUGGCACGGGGGGAGAUCAACUUCAAGGACAUCCAGGUCAUUGUGAACGUGCCGCCCACCGUCCAGGCCAGACAGAGCAUCGUGAACGCCACAGCCAACCUCGGCCAGUCUGUCACCCUGGUGUGCGACGCCACAGGCUUCCCAGAGCCCACCAUGAGCUGGACAAAGGACGGGGAGCAGAUAGAGAAUGAGGAGGACGAGAAGUACCUCUUCAGUGAUGACAGCUCUGAGCUGACCAUCAGGAAGGUGGACAAGAACGACGAGGCUGAGUACGUCUGCAUCGCCGAGAACAAGGCCGGCGAGCAGGAUGCGUCCAUCCACCUCAAGGUCUUCGCAAAACCCAAAAUCACUUACGUAGAGAACCAGACAGCAAUGGAACUGGAGGAGCAGGUCACUCUUACCUGUGAAGCCUCAGGAGACCCCAUUCCUUCAAUCACCUGGAGAACUUCCACCCGAAACAUCAGCAGCGAAGAAAAGGCUUCGUGGACUCGACCAGAGAAGCAAGAGACCCUGGACGGGCACAUGGUGGUGCGCAGCCACGCCCGCGUGUCGUCGCUGACCCUGAAGAGCAUCCAGUACACGGAUGCUGGAGAGUACGUCUGCACGGCCAGCAACACCAUCGGCCAGGACUCCCAGUCCAUGUACCUCGAAGUGCAAUAUGCCCCCAAGCUGCAGGGCCCUGUGGCUGUGUACACGUGGGAGGGGAACCAGGUGAAUAUCACCUGCGAGGUGUUUGCCUACCCCAGCGCCACAAUCUCAUGGUUCCGCGAUGGGCAGCUGCUGCCCAGCUCCAACUACAGCAACAUCAAGAUCUACAACACCCCAUCGGCCAGCUAUCUGGAGGUGACCCCGGACUCCGAAAAUGAUUUUGGAAACUACAACUGUACUGCCGUGAACCGCAUUGGACAGGAGUCCCUGGAAUUCAUCCUUGUCCAAGCAGACACCCCAUCCUCACCGUCCAUCGACCAGGUGGAGCCAUACUCCAGCACAGCGCAGGUGCAGUUUGAUGAGCCAGAGGCCACAGGCGGGGUGCCCAUCCUCAAGUACAAGGCUGAGUGGAGAGCAGUGGGCGAGGAAGUCUGGCACUCCAAGUGGUAUGAUGCCAAAGAAGCCAGCCUGGAGGGCCUUGUCACCAUCGUGGGCCUGAAGCCCGAGACGAUGUACGCGGUCCGACUGGCGGCCCUCAACGGCAAGGGCCUAGGCGAGAUCAGCGCCGCCUCCGAGUUCAAGACGCAGCCAGUCCGGGAACCCAGCGCACCUAAGCUCGAAGGGCAGAUGGGAGAAGAUGGCAACUCCAUUAAGGUGAACCUGAUCAAGCAGGACGACGGCGGCUCCCCCAUCAGGCACUACCUGGUCAAAUACCGAGCGCUCUCCUCCGAGUGGAAACCAGAGAUCAGGCUCCCCUCUGGCAGUGACCACGUCAUGCUCAAGUCCCUGGACUGGAAUGCCGAGUACGAGGUCUACGUGGUGGCUGAGAACCAGCAGGGGAAGUCCAAGGCGGCUCACUUCGUGUUCAGGACCUCGGCGCAGCCCACGGCCAUCCCAGCCAAUGGCAGCCCCACCUCAGGUCUGAGCACUGGCGCCAUCGUGGGCAUCCUUGUCGUCACCUUCGUCCUGCUCCUGGUGGCUGUGGAUGUCACCUGCUACUUCCUGAACAAGUGUGGCCUGCUCAUGUGCAUUGCCGUCAACCUGUGUGGAAAAGCCGGGCCCGGAGCCAAGGGCAAGGACAUGGAGGAGGGCAAAGCCGCCUUCUCGAAAGAUGAGUCCAAGGAGCCCAUCGUGGAGGUGCGAACAGAGGAGGAGCGGACCCCAAACCACGACGGAGGGAAGCACACGGAGCCCAACGAGACCACGCCGCUGACGGAGCCCGAGCUGCCUGCUGACACCACAGCCACUGUCGAGGACAUGCUGCCUUCUGUCACCACCGUCACCGCUAACUCUGACACUAUCACCGAAACCUUUGCCACUGCUCAGAACAGCCCCACCAGUGAGACCACCACCCUGACCUCCAGUCUCGCUCCCCCAGCCACGGCCACCCCUGAUUCAAACUCUGUGCCCACUGGCCAGGCCACCCCUUCCAAGGGGCCUGGCGUCGCUGCCACCUCCCCGCCCCCAGCCGCAGCCCCCAAGGUCGCUCCUCUCGUUGACCUGAGCGACACCCCAACCUCAGCCCCCGCGGCCAGCAAUUUGUCCUCUAGCGUGCUGGCUAACCAGGGGGCCGUGCUCAGCCCCAGCGCCCCUGCCAACGCAGGUGAGGCCCCCAAGGCCCCCCCGGCCAGCAAGCCGGCCCCCGCCUCGGCUGGAGCAGCAGGUCCCCUAGCACCAGCCGCAGCUGUCCCCGCCCCGGAAGCCCCCCAGACCAAGCCGGAGGCUCCCGGCACCAAAGGCCCGGACCCCGAGCCCACCCAGCCCGGCGCCGCGAAGAGCCCGGCCGAGGCAGCCAGGGCGCUCGCUAGCCCGAAGAGCGAGGCUGCCUCCGUCAGCGCCACUAACCCUGCCCAGGGCGAGGACUUUAAAAUGGACGAAGGGAACUUCAAGACCCCAGAUAUUGACCUUGCAAAGGAUGUCUUUGCCGCCCUGGGCUCUCCUGCUCCCGCCGCUGGGGCCAGUGGACAAGCCCCUGAGCUUGCUCCUUCCACUGCCGACAGCUCUGGUCCGCCUGCACCAGCAAAGACCGAGAAGGGCCCUGUAGAAGCAAAGCCGGAGUGCCAGGAGACAGAAACGAAGCCAGCGCCAGCCGACGUCGAGACGGUCCCCAAUGAUGCCCCACAGACAAAGGAGAACGAGAGCAAAGCGUGAUGGGUGACGAGACACCAGCAAAGAUCAAAAUAACAAGUGACACAACAGCUUCACCAGAGCAUCUCCAGUCACACACACACACACACACACACACACACACACACACACACACACACACAUUUCAUUCCUCUAGUGUCUUUUGCCUUUAAAAAAGAAAAAACUAAACAGAUCAACAUGGGAGCUCCUUUUUGUAGGUUUAUAGAAAGGGUUCCUCUGUUGUACAGUCACUUGUAAGAAAAUGAGACAAAAAGAUGAAACCCACAGCCAAACUAGGACACUCCGUUCCCUGAAACCAUUUAAAAAUCAAACAAAAGGACCCCAAAUUAAGAAUCUAGGAAGCUCAGAAAAAGAAAAAAAAAAAUCUAGGUUCAGGAAGACCACACUUGGUGGUGCCUGGUUGGCACAGACCAGGUUCCGAAAAAUACUUCCAGGCACUAAGACUAACCGAAUGAACAAAGUCCAAGUUUAUUUUUAUACUUUCAGUCGAGUUUGAACUCUGUAAAACCUCAUAAAUAAGUUAUAAUUUCUGUUCACUUUGUAUUUGUUCAGUAUGCAAAGUGUGUCACCUUUCUAGCUGAAUUCAAUUCCCACAUAGACUCUUGUUUUGUAGGAAGAAUGCCAAAUUGCAGCUUCUGGGGGUAGCUCUCAAUUUGCAGUAUUCAGAUUUCUUUUCCUUUCCUUUUCUUUUUUCUUCUCUCGCUCUCGUUUUUAAUUUUUUUUCCUUUUCUGCCAACUUUGUUUUCCAGUGUUUACAAGUUGACCACUAUUUGACUUCGUUUCAUUGUCCACGUAAAAUAGCUGCCUUUUGUUUUCUAAGUUACAAGUACUGCCUAGAGGUGUAGGAUCCUCACAGGAUAACUUUACAAAAUAUGAUUGUUUACAGUGGCUCUUCCCCCCCCUUCCCUCCCCCCCAGUGAGUUCUGAUUUUUAAAUUUUUGCCUGUGUGCAGCUCAGGUGAAAAUCCAUCUCGUUCUGGAAUGGUUUUGCUUUCGGGUUUUUGGUUCUUUUGUUGUUGUCGUUUGCUUGGGGGUGAGACCACUUCCGAGAAGCCACCACCUGCCUGUAUCUGUGAAAAGGAUCUGCUCCCCAGGUGUCCCCGUCCUUCCUUUGGAAGGACUCUUAGGCUUUGUUGAAUGAAGCAGAGAAGAUUGUAUAGCUGGGGCUGGUCUUGGUGAACACACAUUUUUUUACCCCAAACAUCCCCUUUUUGUAGAAAGCCAAAUAAAAUAUAUACAUACAAUUUCCUUUUGAGCCCAGAAUCUAGAUUUGAGCGGAAGAGCAUGUGUGCUUCAGGGAAUUAGUGUCUUUUUUUGGAAAUCUAUUGAAGUAAAAUAACAUCGGCCUUCUGUUCACUUAGGCGGCAUUUGUAGAAACAAAAGAAGAAGAAGAAAAAAAAAACCCAACCUGCUGUCUGGAGUCAUAACACAACUUUCCUGGAUUGGAAACCAAGUGGGGGGAAAAAUACAGAAACUUUAAGGGGGAUGGGAGGGGGGAGAAGGGAAAAGCCAGCCCUUUGUAUAGACAUUUUGCUUUUUUUCCCCUCAUUCUACUUUAGAACUGCAAGCUUGUGCACUGUGGAUGCGUGAAUAUUUUAGUGUGAAACGUGUUUUUGUCAUAGUAUCGAAAUAAAACUUCAACAUAGUUUGGUUGUGGAAGGUAUAGCAGAUAGUUCA